Molecule: messenger RNA, 465 nt
Organism: Aspergillus luchuensis
Lineage: Eukaryota; Fungi; Ascomycota; Eurotiomycetes; Eurotiales; Aspergillaceae
Exons: 1
Coding region: 1-465 (154 amino acids)
Source: RefSeq, a predicted model, not a curated record
AUGGACUACGCCACCUUUUCUCUAACCCUUUUACAGCUCCUCGUUAUGAUCGGGGUCUUCAAGCCAUUCAAGACAGGAUAUGAUAAUUUUUUCAUGGUCAAGAAUCUUGUUGAGGGUAAGGACACGACGGAGGAUUUGGUCAGUGAUACUCUGGAUGAGUUGGAGAGGGACGGGGGUGUUCGUGGCCUCGCAACGGCGGAAAAGUUGAAGGAGUGUGCUCAGAAGUUGGUUCGUAAGAUGCAAGAGAUCAGGGAAAGAUAUGGGAAAUGUCGGGGCAGUGGUUGGUUGGUUGUUGCAUUGAAGCCACGGGUGUAUUCGGAUGGUAGCGAGUUGAAAGAGUUGGAGAGGAGGUUUGAGGUUCUUGUGGAUAAGUACAAUGAGGUGUUUUAUUGGGAUUGUUGUAGUGGGUUAUGGCCUUGGUUUUUAGUUGUCUUGGUCGUGGUGGUGGUGGUGGUGGUGUGGUAA